This is a messenger RNA of Mauremys reevesii (Reeves's turtle), 4661 nucleotides long. RefSeq names its product RAS like family 10 member A (gene RASL10A). The transcript has 3 exons. NCBI's taxonomy places the organism in Eukaryota, Metazoa, Chordata, Testudines, Geoemydidae. Gene Ontology annotation, molecular function: GTP binding; GTPase activity. The record is from RefSeq and is a predicted model, not a curated record. Bases 2499 to 3137 code for a protein of 212 amino acids.
UGGACUAGAUACCUCCUGAGGUCCCUUCCAACCCUGAGAUUCUAUGAUUCUAUGUCUUGGGCUGUUUACACUCUGCCUCUCUGAAAGCCACCUGCAGUUUCAUUGGAUACAGGAUUCUUCUACACUUCCUGGUUGUGAUAUUGGUGUGUCAAUUAACCAACUGUCAUCAUCCACCCAAGAAGCAGCUGCAUUUCGGUAGUGGCUGUUGUGAUUCCUGAGCCUAGUUUGUAAAGUAUUCAGAGACUCUUGGGUUAAGAAAAUGCAACAGGCAGCAUUGUCGUUCCACUGAAGCCAGGGGAGGUGCUGAAGGGACCGGGGUUGGGCUGCUUGUCAGGGGCAGCAAGAAGAAAACAGGGAGAUGAAAUGGGAAGCUGGGGUGGGUCACUUCACUUCAAGUCACUUCUUGAUGCAGCCUCACCACUCCAGCUACACCUAGAGAAAGUUAUUAACUGGAUUCAGGGAACAGAUGGUUACCCUGGCGUUAGGCACCUGUGGGAAGCAAGAGCCUGAAUUAGCUGCAAACCAGAGAUUUGUAUGCAUCAGCCGUCUGCUCUGUGCCUUCUGUGGGGUGCUGUCUUGGAAGAGGAGGGUCGGACUCGGAAGGGGCUCAGGCCUCUCCCUGCAGGCUCCGUCGCACAUACCGAACUCGAAUGAGGAGUCACGUUUCCUGUGGGAAAACCAUCGUCACUGUUUUCAGGCACUGGGGGGCCAUUUGGCAGUUAGAAGAAUAGGGCCCGUAUCCCGCCUCUUGUGCAUUUCCUUAGAAGGCAGAGACUGGCCUGACCAUCGAGAAUGGAUGGAAACCAGGUGUCCAGGCAUCUGAGCUCAACUUGGCUUGGCAAGGGGCCAAUGUUGAUAAACUGUGUCCAGCUGCCUCCAAAACCCCUCUGCUGGGGAGAAGGGUUUGCGCUCACCACACCGCCCCAGAGGUGAAAGGCCCCUUACACAGGGGUGAUGCCUGAGAUCCCCACUUGGGCCUUCUGCACUCUGCUGGUCCCAGGGGCCCGUCGUCUUGGAGGUGAGUGGAAAGGGGACAGGCUCCAGGCCUCAGUGACACGUUUGGCAGCAGAGCACAGGGCACACAGGGGCUGGAGAGCCAGGGCACACAGCUUCCCAGUCAGUGACUAGACCCUGCCUGGCUCCAUGCUGGUCCUUUGCUCCCUUCCUCCCUCUAGGUUUAUAUAAAGGGCUGAUCCCUUCCUCACCAGGUCACCCAUUCAGUAGCCGCCUCCUUACCCCGCCAUUGGAAAUGCUCCUCAAGAGACAGGAUAAUGCCCCCUGGCAAUGGCUCUCAACCUAUUCCAUCUCCCCAAUUAGGGUCGUGGCCCCCUGACCCUGUUUGCAACCAUCUGUGGGUCAUGCCCCUCAGGCUGCGAUGCCUGCAGAGAGGAGAAGCAUCACUGAUUGCAGAAGGUCAGACUUGAUAACCCAUAUGGCAUUUCCCAGCUUCUACUUUCCAGGGCUCAUCCCACUGCUCUCGGGAAGCUGAGUUUUGUUCUGCAUUCUGGCUUCCCGUCCUUUCUCCGUGGUGAGAGGCUGUUCCAUGCUUAGGGAGAUGUUCUCCGGGGCCCAGCUGGAUCCAUUUCUAUGGUUGCAAUGCCCUUUGAGUGGUUUCCCAAAGUCAAGGACAGACAAGCUAGGCCAAGUGAGUCCCAGGCAGUCAGUGCCCCUGGGCAGCACAGACAGCCCUAGUCAUGGUGGUUGAAAGAAUUAAAGGCAACGUCAUGCUGAGUCUUCAUCCCUCCAACGCAAUUUCUGAUUAAAAGCACUGGUUAGAAAAUAGAUGUGCAUUUCUCAUCUCUUCCCCCAUCUGCAAAGAGCCUCUAAUUGGGUUUGAGUUGAUUUCCUGCCUUCUAAGCCACCAUCAGGGAGAACAUUAUCUCUGAAGAACCUGAUACGUCACAGCUGGUAGUGCCAGUUACUGGAGCAGCCUAGACCAUCUGCUGCUCCUGGGGGUGGGAUUUGCGUGGCUGCAAAUGGCCACGGCUAAGUGCAUGGGCGUGUUUCUGGGCAAGAAAAAACAAAUUAAACUCAGCUGCUGUGUCACGUAGGCCAGGGUUGCAUUUGGAGCCGCCCUGUUCAAGGAUGCAGAAUUAGAUUCACAAAGUGAGGUUUUUCAUGAACAGCUAAAGCCAAGAACAUGAGCAAACUGAAAGGGACGUCCUACCUCCUGCCACGCUCCACUGGCAAACCCAGCUGCUGCAUUGGAGUCAGUGGGGACAGGUCCCCAGCCGGUGUGAUUCAAUGCUGAUUUACACCAGUUGAGGACUUGAGCAAAAAUCAUUAUAUCAUCAGAACAAACUUUCAUUGGCUGAAUGCAUCCCUGAGGGUAGAAAACUCUUAUCUAACAAUAAAGCAGGGUGACGUUUUUAGACCUAACAGUGUUUGUUGGAAACGGCUGAUGUGAUGAACGUUCCAUGGGAAUGUGCUGAUUCCAUCGAAACGUUGGGAAGCCGGGCAGGCAGGUCGGUUGAUCAGGUGUCCUGGCUGGCUGGCUGAUGGGUGGGCAGGCUGCCCAGCGCCAUGGGUGGCCUGGGCGCCAGCCCUGCUGCCCAGCUCCUGGGCAUUGUGGCCAAUGGAAUUUCUGGGAUACUGUUCCAAUAGGAAGUGAAACAUCGACACCCCAGAAUUUUCCAGGAAACGGGAUUUCCCCUUUCCAGCCAGCUCUGAUAGCAACUCCUGAGAGCAGCGCAGCGGCUGGGCAGGUGUCCCAAACACACAGCCUGCAUUCUCUCCCCCAGGAGUGGUCGGACCUGAAGUGCCGUGGGCUGAGGAACAUCAACGCCUAUGUGCUGGUGUAUGACAUCUGCAACCCCGAGAGCUUUGAGUACGUGACGAUGAUCCAGCAGCAGAUCCUGGAGAACAGGACAGGUGGCGCCAGUGAGGCCCCCAUCAUCGUGGUGGGGAACAAGCGGGACCAGCAGAAGCAGCGCUUCACGCCGCGUCGGACGCUCUCGGUGCUGGUGAAGAAGAGCUGGAAGUGUGGCUACAUGGAGUGCUCGGCCAAGUACAACUGGCACAUUGUCCUGCUCUUCAAGGAGCUGCUGAGCAGUGCGCUGGCCCAGGGCUGCAAACACCACCACUCCUGUAUGCGCCUCCAGGGGGCGCUGCACACAACCAGAUGCAGCCUCAUGUGAGCCAUGCUGCCAGCCACCUCCAGGGGGCGCUCCCUCUGCUCUGUGGGUAGAGUGGGGGCGGGUUGGGAACUGGUUACCCAUCCCCACCUGAAAUGGGCUGUGUGCCGAGGGGACCCUCCCACCACCACCUUGCCUCUCCUGGCCCCAGGGGUUCCACUGUUCUUGAUUGUACCAGUGCAAAAAAGGACUCAUUGUUCUGGGCUCCUGUGGCCCAACUUCUCAGGGACUGAGCACAUGACGCAGGCUCCGGAGCAGAUGGGAAUGGGGAUGACCUGAGCGUGGCCAAAGACACAAGUGUGGGCCUCAUUAUGUAAACGUGAACCCCAGAGCUGGCUUAUGGUGCUGAUGUGGGGCAGAGCAGAGGGGAUGCUGAGGUUGCAGAUAUGAUGGGGGACAGAGAGUGGAGGGAGAUGUGAUCUGCCCACCCCCUACCCUAAAGCCUCCACAGCUGAGUGCUGUACCACCCAAAGGAGCUCAGGUCGGGUGCACGAGGGCUUUGUAUGGAGAGAAUCCCUACUGGGCAAAUUCUGCAGGCGCCGAGGCCCACAGGCCUCGGCAAGUGUGUGUUGGGGGAGGUUUUGCUGCUGCCUUGUCUGCAAACAGGGCUCCGUAGCCUCCCAGACACGUUCCUUAGCUGUGACUCUUUGGCCAGUUGGUUUUACGCCCAUGUUGGGGCAAGGGCAAAAUGUUUUCAACAAAACUUUUUUUUUAACAAAAUAUUACAAAAUGUUGCAGCCUUUUCAACCAAACCAAACAUGAGAAUUUUAGUCAAAAUGUUUUUUUAUUUUAUUUUAUUAAACCAUUUUAAAAAUGUUUUGGUUCAUGUGGGUGGGGGGAAAGCUCCCCGUUGCUGCCACUGCCCCUCAACCUUCAGUUGAACCAAAAAAGGGGUUAGUUCCUUGUUAGCGGGUUGGAAUUGACUUGCCUGGUGGGGAGCAGCUCCGGCUGCUGCGUUGGUGAGACCUGGGCCUGGCAGUGUCAGUGGUAGCCAGACAGAACCACACAGUUCCCUCCCUCUCCGCCUUGUCCCACCCCAGUGACAGCACCAGCCCUCUUCUCUUCCUGCUGAACCGCCUGCGGGACACAAGGAAGGGUUGAGUGGUUGUAAAGGGAGUGGUUCCAGUUCCUGGGGUCUCAAAUGCUGAAUGCUGUCGGGACUCAGCAACUGGGUGGGGGACAAUGGGGUGAUUAAUGGGGAGCUGGGAUUGCUGGUGCUGUGCUGGCUGGAUGGGGAGGGGUGAGCUCCUCCAGCUCCUCGCUCCACCUGACGAAAUGAACUUUCAUGCAGCUGUUUUAAGGGCUGCUGCGUGGGCUGUAAGUGCUGCGUGAGGCCUCGGCCUGGCCCCUGCAGCAGGGAUGGGGGAGGGGGGACACCCAUGGCAAUGUGCUCAGGCACCCAAGUGCGAUGGGAAACUUCCUAGUCCACGACUUGCUGGCCUAAGCUGAGCAGUUCAUGCCCACGUGCACUUGACCAUCUAAAGCCCACGCAGGGGCUAAGCAACAGGGGUGCCAUGUCAGAUUUGG